CUUCCCACACACUCUGGCUCCUCGCUCCGCCGCAGUGUUUCCCUUUUUUCCACCUUCUUCGCCUCUUCUCAUCCUUUCUCGUUCCACGGCUCUGCAGUGUGACGAGGCCGAAUCCUCUCCCCACCCAGUCCUCGCCAUUCUUUUACCUGCGCUGUUGUUCUGUUUCUCCCCUUCGGCCGCCGCCGCCACUGCUGCACAGCUGGUGUCGGUGCCGCGCUUUUCCCCCUACGUCGUCCCCGCAGCCUAUGGCCCAGGCCGCCUUGGGUAUUUCUGCUCAAGGUAACCACAUCCCUCUUUAAAAAUUCCGCCGAAAAAGAGAAGACGCUUUACCCGACUCUUUGGGCCGUUAUCUCACGGCGAACUUUCUGACCAAGUAUACAACUACCCAGAGGGCCUAGGAGAAGUGCUGUAUAGAGAGCAGUUCGACUUCAACGCUGAGCCACCUUGGGAACCUAGCUGAUGAUAGGGGGGUUCCAUCUCCUAACUUGUCCAUGGAGGUCUUCACUUCAGCAAUCCAAGACUCAUAUUCAUCCAGCUUGGUGUCAAGUGGGCUGUUGCUGCCAGAAUUAUCUUGUGAUUAUUUGAGAGAUGUAUCAGUUUCUUCUGAAGUACAAUCAACUAUAGAAGCCUUUGUAGCAGUUUGUUGCAUAUUCUAAGGACCCAGACAUAAGGCUUGGUGGCCGUCUCUUGUUUUUCCUGGUUUAUGACUUUCGGCUUUGUGGAAUACGGCUGAGAUGAAAGGAUUUAUUGACGAUGCAAACUACUCCGUUGGCCUGUUGGAUGAAGGAACAAACCUUGGGAAUGUGAUUGAUAACUAUGUUUAUGAGCACACCCUGACCGGGAAAAAUGCAUUUUUUGUGGGAGAUCUUGGAAAGAUUGUGAAGAAACACAGUCAGUGGCAGAAUGUAGUGGCUCAGAUAAAGCCAUUUUACACAGUAAAGUGCAACUCCACUCCAGCUGUACUUGAGAUUUUGGCAGCUCUUGGAACUGGAUUUGCUUGUUCCAGUAAAACUGAAAUGGCUUUAGUGCAAGAAUUGGGUGUAUCUCCAGAAAACAUCAUUUACAUAAGUCCUUGCAAGCAAGUGUCUCAAAUAAAGUAUGCAGCAAAAAUUGGAGUGAACAUCAUGACGUGUGACAAUGAAGUUGAAUUGAAGAAAAUUGCACGUAAUCACCCAAAUGCCAAGGUCUUACUACAUAUUGCAACAGAAGAUAAUAUUGGAGGCGAAGAGGGUAACAUGAAGUUUGGCACUACCCUGAAGAACUGUAGGCAUCUCUUGGAAUGUGCUAAGGAACUUGAUGUCCAAAUUAUUGGGGUUAAAUUUCAUGUUUCAAGCACUUGCAAAGAAUCUCAAGUCUACGUACAUGCUCUGUCUGAUGCUCGAUGUGUGUUUGACAUGGCUGGAGAAUUUGGCUUCACAAUGAACAUGUUAGACAUUGGUGGAGGCUUCACAGGAUCUGAAUUUCAGUUGGAAGAGGUUAAUCAUGUUAUCAGCCCUUUGUUGGAUGUCUACUUUCCUGAAGGAUCUGGCAUUAAGAUAAUUUCAGAACCUGGAAGCUACUAUGUGUCUUCUGCAUUUACACUUGCAGUUAAUAUCAUUGCCAAGAAGGUUGUUGAAAAUGACAAAUUUUCCUCUGGAGUAGAAAAAACCGGAAGUGAUGAACCAGCCUUCAUGUAUUAUAUGAAUGAUGGUGUUUAUGGUUCUUUUGCAAGUAAACUGUCUGAGGACUUAAAUACCAUUCCAGAGGUUCACAAGAAAUACAAGGAAGAUGAGCCUCUGUUUACAAGCAGCCUUUGGGGUCCAUCCUGUGAUGAGCUUGAUCAAAUUGUGGAAAACUGUCUUCUUCCUGAGCUGAAUGUAGGAGAUUGGCUUAUCUUUGAUAACAUGGGAGCAGAUUCCCUCCAUGAACCAUCUGCUUUUAAUGAUUGUCAGAGGCCGACAAUUUACUACAUGAUGUCAUUCAGUGAUUGGUAUGAGAUGCAGGAUGCUGGAAUUACUUCGGACACAAUGAUGAAGAACUUCUUCUUUGUGCCUUCUUGCAUUCAGCUGAGCCAAGGAGAUGGCUUUUCCUCUGAAGCUUAAACAGGCAUUAAUGCUUCUCUAGAUCUGAAGUUGCAGGUUAAGCUUGUCUGGUCUACAUUCCAGUGUGAAACAAAUUCAAUCUUAUUCUGUUAAUUCUCUUGGGAAAAAAAAUCUAUUAGUAAUAGCUGUUUGGGACCAGACGAAAUCAGCUUUCAUCUAUAAUUCAUGGGGGGGGGGGUAUUUGGGAGAUUUAGAUAAUGUAUCCAGAUUUAAACUUACCAGUUUGUCCUACCCCUUAAGCGUUUAAAAUAAAAUAUGCAACAAAAUGGAUGACUUAGUGGAGAUGGAAGCCCAUUAAUUGGGUUCCCCAUUAAAUCGUUUACAUACAAGUACACAGUUUUUAUACUAAGGAUUCAUGUUAAAAAGUCUUGUAAAGUUCAUGUCUUUCACCCAGAUAUAUCAGAUGUCAGUGGAGGACCAGUGUGACUUCAUUAGAUGCGUUUAGUGUAUUUAGAGUGUGUAAAUUUGUGCUUUGAACUGUAGUUUAAUAAAUGUAAAAUUGCAUCAUAGUAUUUGUUGUAUUUGACCUAAUGUAACCCUUGUAUGAUUGCAAUAAAAUUUUGUGUAGAUUUUACGGUUUUUUUUUUUUUUU
Messenger RNA from Hyaena hyaena (striped hyena), 2673 nucleotides. RefSeq names its product antizyme inhibitor 1 (gene AZIN1). The transcript is spliced from 13 exons. The coding region runs from base 735 to 2081 and encodes 448 amino acids. Gene Ontology annotation, cellular component: cytoplasm. Lineage: Eukaryota; Metazoa; Chordata; Mammalia; Carnivora; Hyaenidae. Gene Ontology annotation, molecular function: ornithine decarboxylase activity; ornithine decarboxylase activator activity. The record is from RefSeq and is a predicted model, not a curated record. Gene Ontology annotation, biological process: negative regulation of protein catabolic process; positive regulation of polyamine transmembrane transport.